Candoia aspera is the source of this 2294-nucleotide messenger RNA. Its product is annotated as alpha-1-antitrypsin-like. The coding region runs from base 569 to 1855 and encodes 428 amino acids. Gene Ontology annotation, molecular function: serine-type endopeptidase inhibitor activity. Lineage: Eukaryota; Metazoa; Chordata; Lepidosauria; Squamata; Candoiidae. The record is from RefSeq and is a predicted model, not a curated record. Gene Ontology annotation, biological process: negative regulation of endopeptidase activity. The transcript is spliced from 5 exons.
UAGUUUUCCUCUCUUAAUUUAUUAAUGCUUUCUGCAAGAAGUCUGCUUCCUUUUCUGGAUUAAAAUCCCUAGGUGGUACCCAAUUAACCUCCCUGCCAUGAUAAUGAUUUCUGUCUACAGGAUGGAGGGAAAAUUUACUCCCUGUCCUUCCUGCAGCCUCUUGUAUGCCCUGAAAAUAAAUUUCAGAAGGUUGUAUAUCCUGUAUCGCAGUUAGGGCAAGGUCACGAAGUCUGGAGAAAAGAAAAGAGGGAACUAUCUAAUUGCAUGAGUGGAAAUGCAUGUAAGCAACAUUAAUCAGAAUGUGAUAAUUAAAAAAAAACAGAUACAUCUUCUGGUGUGAUUCAGAAUGGGGACAAAAUUCUAUUGCAUUAUCUCAGAAAGCACAGUUGCAUGACACUCAGGUCACCUACUCCCAGUGCAGCACUUCUUAUCAAACAGAAGAUUAGGAAUCUCCAAAAAAUGUGAUGCCACGCAAGUUUGGAGAACCCGAUGCCAACGAAGCACUAUUCAACAUUUAGCCAGAGCAGAUAUUGGAAUUCCCUUCUCCUGUACAAAAAGAAGAUUUACAAUGAAGUCCAUCAUCAACUUCUUGUUACUGAUUAGUCUUCAAGUCUGUUGCCAUCAGUUCCCAGAAUACCCUGGUCACGACCAUGUCCACAAAGAUAAAAAUCCACACAAACGUCAGGACCUUCCUUUGGCAGAAGAAGGACAGAAGUACCUAAACUAUCAUAAGAUAGUUUCCAGUAAUGCUGAAUUUGCAUUCAGAUUCUACCAGCAAAUUGCUUCAGAUGUAGCUGCCAAAAAUAUUUUCUUCUCUCCCUUCAGCAUCACCACAGCUUUUGCACUGCUGACAUUAGGUGCCAAAUCAGAAACCAAGGAUCAGAUUCACAAAGCACUUGCUUUUAACCUCUCAGACAUUGAAGAGAGGGAAAUACAUGAAGGAUUCCAACAGCUGAUCCAUGUGCUUAGCCAUCCAAGAAAUAAAGCACAGGUGUACAUAGGCAAUGCCUUGUUCAUUGAAGAAUCCUUGAAAUUCCUGCCUAAAUUUUUGGAAAAUGCCAAAACUUUGUACGAAGCUGAGGGCUUCUCCGUUGAUUUCAGUGUUCCCAGACUGGUUAAAAAGCAGAUCAAUGACUAUGUGAGAAACAAGACUUAUGGGAAAAUAGCUCAUGCUGUUGAAAAUCUUGAGCCAACCACUGUGAUGGUCCUUGUGAACCACAUCUUCAUCAAAGCUUCCUGGAAAAAACCUUUUGACACUCGUUUGAUCAGAAAAGAAGACUUCUUUAUAGAUGCAAACACAACAGUGCAAAUUGAUUUGAUGAGUCGCAUGGGCUACUAUAACGUUUUCCGCGAUGAAGAUCUGUCUUGCUGGGUGGUAGAAAUUCCUUAUGAAGGAGAUGCUACGGCAUUGUUUAUUCUACCAGAUGAAGGAAAACUGGAGCAGGUGGAGGCAGCUUUGGUGACAGAAACCCUGACUAAGUGGAAAACUUCCUUUACGUAUAAAAAUAUAAAACUGUACAUUCCCAAAUUUUCCAUUUCUACGUCUUACAACAUCAAAGACUUGUUUCAAAGAAUGGGAGUGACUGCUGUCUUUAACAACGCUAGUGACUUAUCUGGAAUUACCGGAGAACGCAACCUGAUGGUUUCAAAAGCCUUCCAUAAAAUUUUGCUGAGCGUUCAUGAGAGUGGCACAGAGGCAGCAGCCAUUACCGUUAUAGAAUUUAUGCUGCGUUCUGCUAAACCUGAAGCUUCGCUUUCUGUCAAAUUCAUCAGACCUUUCUUGCUGAUAGGUAUGGAUAAGCCAACGGACAGUGUCUUUUUCCUAGGGAGAAUUAUGAAUCCUGCUGAAGAAUAAAUAUUAGAAUAUGUCAUCCUGUUCAGGUAAUUAUAAAAAUACCUCCCUAAAGCAAAUGGCUAGGUCCCUACUAACAGAAGAGAAUCUGCAACUGCAUUAUAAUUGACUGAAGCCAAUUGUUUGUGAGAAAAGUAAAAUAACAUCUUCAAAGUGUUUUCAUAAUAAAAUUGAUUUUAAGCUCUGUCAUCUUCUAGGUUAACCUUUUAUACUACCAUCUGAAAAUCUGAAGCUCAUUUCCAUUGUUGGGAAAGAGCAAUUCUAACUCCCAUAUCUCAGUACAAUAUUCUUGAGUUAGGAAAUGUUUAGGAAAAAAAGCAAACAUUGGACAAUUCUUCAACGGGCUUUUAAGCAUAUAAAGGUAUGAGUAAUAUGGAAUAUGACAGAAAUGUAUAAAGUUGUAUAUAAUAUGUAAAAUGCAAUAAAUACAUUUUUGGUGUGC